This is a messenger RNA of Brachypodium distachyon (stiff brome), 2384 nucleotides long. Its product is annotated as growth-regulating factor 6. The record is from RefSeq and is a predicted model, not a curated record. The transcript has 4 exons. The coding region runs from base 334 to 2067 and encodes 577 amino acids. Gene Ontology annotation, biological process: DNA-templated transcription; regulation of DNA-templated transcription; developmental process. Lineage: Eukaryota; Viridiplantae; Streptophyta; Magnoliopsida; Poales; Poaceae. Gene Ontology annotation, cellular component: nucleus. Gene Ontology annotation, molecular function: ATP binding.
UCCGUCCACCUCUGCCCCCAAAAGGAAAACCAGCCUGGUUUCCCGAGCGCAAGCCGCAGCCAGCCUCCCCGUAAAACCCAAUCGAAGCCAACAAACAGGACACCAACCGAGCAAAGCAUCCCCCACACAAGCACCAGCAACCAGCCACUGAGCCACCCACCACCGCCCCCUCACAAGAGGGAGACGAGAAGGGAUGCCUCCGCCUCCCCCUCCUCUUCACUCCCUUGCCCCAUCACCCCAUGACCGCACGGAGCAGAGCAGCCACCAGCAGUAGCGCCGGGGGAGCGUGAGCGCGCGGGACGGCGGGAGAAGUAGCAGCAGGGAGCGAGCGCCAUGGACCUGGGCGGGGUGCUGAUGGCCGCCGUGGACGCGGGGGUGGGCGGCGGGGAGCACGGCGUGCUCGGAUCUAGGGUGCUCAAGCACGGGAGGGGCAAUGCGGAGGACGAGCAGCACGGGUGGAGGCCGCCGCCGGCCAAGCAGGCCAGGGCCGAGGACGACGCGGUGUCGGAGGCCGUCAAGGUGGCCGCGCCCUACUUGCUGGGUUCCUGCAGCCCCGGGCAUGGCCGGGAGCGCAUGCUCAGCUUCUCGUCCUCGGCGUCCUCCCGUCCCUCCGCCGCCGCUGCCGCCGCUGCUGAGGGGGCGAUGCCGCUGUACUAUGGCACCCCUGCUUCUUGCUCAGGAUUGAGUUCAGUGAGCUUGAGCGCCAGCAUUCAGGGGGCAAUGGCCAGGGUGAGGGGACCCUUCACGCCGUCUCAGUGGAUGGAGUUGGAGCACCAGGCCCUGAUCUACAAGUACCUGGCUGCCAAUAUGUCCGUGCCUCCCAGCCUCCUCAUCCCCAUCAGGAGGAGCCUCGCGUCCCUCUACCCACCUGCCUACUUUGGCUCAAGCACAUUGGGAUGGGGGUCUUUCCAGCUGGGCUACACUGGCAACUCCGAUCCAGAGCCUGGGCGAUGCCGCCGGACGGACGGCAAGAAAUGGCGAUGCUCCAGGGAUGCGGUCGCCGACCAGAAGUACUGCGAGCGACACAUGAACCGGGGACGCCAUCGUUCAAGAAAGCAUGUGGAAGGCCAGCCUGGCCAAGCCGCGAAAGCGAUGUCUGCGACGGUGGCAGCUGCUGCUGCCCAGCCAAGUGCUGUCGCAACUGUAGGGGAGGGAGCUACUGCUAGCCUCACAAUCAGCCAUCAGCAGCAACCAGUGAAGAACUAUGCUCUGAACACGAUUGAUCCUUGCUCACUGCAAUAUAACAGUGAACUAGUGAAUAAGCAGAAUGAGAGUGAACAAGCGCAGGACUCCGACAGCCUUUCGAUGCUGACUUCGAUGAGUGCGAGAAGUACGGGCAACCUCUUUCCAUUCUCAAAGCAACAUAAACCUUUUGAAGUGACCACCUCAAGGCCAGAUUAUGGCCUUGUUUCAUCUGAUUCACUGAUGAGCUCUCCCCAUAGUUCCUUGGAGAAUGCCAGUUUGCUCGCAUCACAGUCUCUGAAUGAACACCAGAGUUCACUUUCCCUGCAGCACUUUGUGGACUGGCCGAGGACGCCUUCACAGGGAGCUCUUUCAUGGCCCGACACUGAAGAGAUACAAGCUCAGAGAACCCAGCUCUCGAUAUCUGUUCCAAUGGCAUCGUCGGACCUAUCAUCAGCCUCCACAUCUCCGAUCCAUGAGAAGCUGAUGUUAUCACCUCUCAAGCUGAGUCGUGAAUAUAGUCCUAUCGGCCUCAGCAUCACAGCAAAUAGAGAUGAGGUUACCCAGGGAGAACAAGACUGGAUGCCUACGUUCCAUGACUCGUCGAUGGGUGGGCCAUUAGGAGAGGUUCUAACCAAAAACAGCAACAUGGAGGCAAGGAACUACCUAUCGGCGUCUCUGAACCUUCUAACAGAUGCCUGGGACUCGAGUCCAUUGGAGACCUCUCCUGUAGGAGUUCUGCAGAAGACCACAUUUGGAUCGGUCUCCAGUAGCACUGGGAGCAGUCCCAGGAUGGAGAACCACAGUGUUUACGAUGGUAUCAGUAACCUGCGGGAUGAUCUCGGCUCAAUCGUUGUAAAUCAUCCAAGUAUCAGGUUGGUAUGAGCUUCUGACCAAGAGGGUUGCAACAAGAUGGCUGGCAUCUAGGGCAGAACUUCGCUAGUCCUCACCUUGUUACAUAAGCAACAUCAAUCCAGAACUGUGAGCAUUUUACCUUUGUAGUUUGUCGUUUGAAGACUAAUCUGGUGUGUUCGCUUCUUCAGUUUUUAAGUUUUUUUUCCCUUUCGCUUUGUAACCUUCAACUUCCCUGGAUCUGAACGUGCUGUGGGGUGUGCGUGCGUGUGUGAAUGGAUUGGGUGCUACACUGUUGCAUAUCAUGUGAUAAUAUCCAUUUAUUAAUGGUGCGAUGCCAUGAUCGUUGA